AGUUAAUUUCAGAUCUAAAUUUUUUUUUUCUUGCGGUUAAAAUAAAAUGAGUAAAUUUAUUCUUCAAAAAAAAAAAUAGUAAUAAAAAAUUGAAAUAUUAAACGGAAAAAUAAUUAAUCAGAGUAAAAACGCAAAAAUUUUAAUUUAUAUAUAAAAAAAAAAAUUGAGUUUGAAAAUUAAAUAGAAAAAAACAACAAUGAAUCCAGAGGUGACAGGAAACUAUUCAACUCCAAAUGAAAUUAGAGAAAAGGAAUUAAAAAUGACGCAGGAUAUAACAUUGCAUUUAGUUAAAAAAAAAUUGGAAACAUUUCAAAAUAAUGUAAUAAAAGAUGUUCAAAAUAAAAUGGAUGAUAUGGUAGAAGGAUUAAUAAAGGAGAUUCAACGUCAAGAAAUCCAAACAAAUGAUUUUAAAAAUUUUGCAACAGAACAAUAUGCUCAGAUUUGGUCCAAUAGAAAAAUAAUUAAUCACGAUAAUGAAAACAACAAUUCAACUACAAAUACAAAUAAUGUUAAAUAUCAAGGAACAGAUGUAAAAAAACCAAAAUUUAAAUUUCCCGAAAAGAUAUUUAUGCCAAGGGAAUCAUAUUUAACAGCAUUAUUAGAAAUUAAACAUAUGCGUAGCAUUUAUAAUUUCUUUUUUGUUAUUUUCAUUUUUGUAUUUUUAAAUAAUGGAAUGCAUGAUUAUUUUAUUGAUGGUAAAAUUAAAUUUGGUUUUGAAACGAUAAUAACUGGAUUUGGAAAUUUACAUAUAGCAUUUUUGGUAUGGCUUGGUUUACAAAUAUCAACAAUUGGAAUAUAUUUUGCAUUUCAAAUUUGGUCUAAAAUUCGAAUAACAUUAAGAUUUAAUGAAUCAUUAGAACGUUUAUGGAAUUAUAGUUGUUUAGUAUUUUUUAUAUCAUUUUUACAUAUAUUUUUUUAUACGGCAUGUGUAUUAUGUCCAAAAUUAGAUUUACCAUUGAUAUCAUCAUGUUGUGUUCUAAUGGAAGCGACACGUUUUAUGAUGAAAAUGCAUGCUUUUGUACGUACAAAUGCUGUAAAACAAUUUAUUGGUAAAGAAAAAAUUGAAAUUUUAGAUAAAGAAAAUGAAUUUAAUAGAAAAAAUCAUGAUAAUAUUGAAUGGAAACCAUUACCUUUACCACCAUUCAAAAAUUAUUUAUAUUUUUUAUUUGCUCCAACAUUAAUAUAUCGUGAUUCGUAUCCGAGAACAAAAAAAAUUCGUUGGAAUUUUGUUGUUGCACGGCUUUUAGAAGUUUUUGCUAUAAUAUUUUUAUUAAGUCAAAUUCAUGAAAGAAAUAUGCGUCCAUUAUUUAUUGAUUGGUGUAAAAAUAAUAAACCGAUAACAGCUGGUACAAUGGUUGCAUCAGCUUUUGGUAUGAUGAUGCCAGGUUUAAUAACAAUGUUAACUGGUUUUUAUUGUAUAUUACAUGCAUGGAUGAAUAUUGGUGCUGAAAUAAUGCGAUUCGCUGAUCGUAUGUUUUAUAGAGAUUGGUGGACUUCUGGUAAUUAUACAGCAUAUUAUAGACAUUGGAAUAUUGUUGUUCAUGAUUAUUUAUAUGAAUAUAUAUUCCGAGAUAUUUAUUAUUUAACAAAUGGUUCAAAAAAAUUAGCAACAAUUGCUGUUUUUUUAACAUCAGCUAUUAUACAUGAAGUUAUAUUAUCAUUUGGUUUAAGAUUCGUUUAUCCAGUUAUGAUAUUCUUUUUUAUUAUAAUUGGUGGUAUGUUAAUAUUAUUAACAAGUAGAUUAUCACAAACAGCUGGAAAUAUAAUUAUUUUAGCCGGAUGUGCAAUGGGUAAUGGAAUGAUGAUGGCAUUCUAUUUUAUGGAAUAUUAUGCAAGACAAAAUUGUCAAAUUGGUAAUAAAUUUACAGAUUAUUUCAUUCCAAUUUCAUUGUAUUGUAAUGCAAAAUGUAGUUAAUUUUUAUUUUUAUAAUAUGUAUAUUAUUAAAUAAUAAUUAAGUAAUUAAAAUUAAAAAUUAUAUUUAAAUAAAAUUUAUUUCUUAUAAUUUAUAUUAAUAAUUUUAAUGUUAUAAAUAAUACUUUAAUAUUAUAUUUUAUUUGGUGAAAAAUUUUUUUUUAAAUUUUUAUAUUCAAUUAUUUGGAAUUAUAGAAAUUUUUAUAUAAUUUACUUACAUAUUAAGAAAUUAGACUUUCUAGGAUGAAAUAUUUAUUGUUUAAAAUUUAAAAAAUUAAUAUUUAGAUUGAAAAAUAAAUUUACGUAA
Condylostylus longicornis is the source of this 2219-nucleotide messenger RNA. Its product is annotated as sterol O-acyltransferase 1. NCBI's taxonomy places the organism in Eukaryota, Metazoa, Arthropoda, Insecta, Diptera, Dolichopodidae. Bases 197 to 1915 code for a protein of 572 amino acids. The record is from RefSeq and is a predicted model, not a curated record. Gene Ontology annotation, cellular component: endoplasmic reticulum membrane. Gene Ontology annotation, biological process: cholesterol metabolic process. The transcript has a single exon.